Molecule: messenger RNA, 6120 nt
Organism: Cladocopium goreaui
Lineage: Eukaryota; Dinophyceae; Suessiales; Symbiodiniaceae
Source: the annotation of a GenBank genome assembly
AUGCCGUGGCGAUAUGUUUUGUCCUCCUCAAGCGAUGAAGAUGGCUCGCUGGAAAGUUCCGAAGAGUCCAGCUCUUCUGUGAAGCUCAAUGAACACCAAAGAUCUUAUCUGGAUAUAGGCAACCUUUUCUUGACUCGAAGUGGACUGUCCAAGUGGAUUGAUGAAUUUCCGGGCGACUUCACUUUUGCUAGUGAUUGCAGCGGAGCUGAUACUCCAUGGCAAGCUUUGGAGAUGCUUUUUGAAGCAGCCCAAAAGAAGAACCAUCUCCGCUAUUUGUCUGCAAGUGAGAUUCAUCAGGCAAAACGCAGAUUCCUGAGGGAGAACUUUGAAUGUAAGAAGUUGUCGAGCAACCUGUUCACGAACAACGUCAAGUGGCUGGUCAACCUCCUAUGUUGCUACAUUUGUGGGUUCCCGUGUACCCCAUACUCGUUUCUUCAUGUUGGAACACAGCUGCUUCAAGACCCCAACGCUCGACAGCUUUUCCGCAUUUUGCGGAACUGCCGACAAGUUCGUCCCGCAAUCAUCUUGCUGGAGAACGUGAUGGGCUUUGAGAGGGUUCUAGACCGUAUCCUUAGCCUGAUUCGACGGAACUUGGUCGGGUAUGAAUGUGCGGUAGUCCGUCUCUCACCGAAGCAGUUUGGCGCCCCGCUAUCGCGGCAACGCCUCUACAUCUUCAUCAUCCGCGAUGAUGUUUUGGUUGAGGGGGCUCUGGGAGGAAAGUUUGAGCAAUGCAUCGUUGACCAGUUGUCUUCCCUCAGAAUGGAUGUUGAGACCACUUGGGACAAACUCCUUCUUCCUAAUGACGAUCCUUGCGUUCAAGCAGAUAUUUACCGCCGUCACCAGCUUCAGCAGAAGAACCGGCGAACGCCGGUCAAUCCCAAUGCUAAAUGGAUUGCUCGUCAUCAAACCUGGGCUCAAGAGCGACAGGUGGACAUUGGCCAAACUGCUGGCCUCUUUGCUUCACGAUACCCACAAGCUGCGCUUAGUGUCACAACCCGAAGGGAAAUGCAGGCUCUAAAUCUCCUAUUGGGCUACAAGAAGGAUGUUGCACUGGCAGACACGUCUCAGAACUUGGGAAGUUUGCCAAACAUCACCACGAAGGACAGACCCAUGAUGUGCUUAACGCCCCAGGGGCGAUUCCUGUCCUUCGUGCACCAGCGGUACAUCACUGGCCGGGAAACAUGUCUUCUUCAGGGCAUGCCCAUUCAUCGUCUCAAACUCUCCAGUGUCUCAGAGAACGCAUCCCAGCUGCAUAUGGCUUCCGUCGGUGUGAUCCACAUAUUGGCUUCUGUGAAUGACUCUGGCUCAGAAUCGCUCAGCUCAGACUCAGAUGCUGGAUCAGAUGCGGAGCAACUGACCUCGGAGGUGGUGGAGCUCUCACUGCAACGCUUGCAGACCGAACGCUCGCCCAGCUGUGAAGACUGCAUCGGCUACGUCCUUCUUUGUGCACAUGUACUGGAGUGCUGGGGAAACGACGGCGGUCCUGACUUUCAGGAGCACACUCGCCUUGCAGAUGAACUUCUUUUUCAUUACAGUCAACAGUGGAAGGACAGGCAGGUCUACUGGCUAGCGCGAAGUCGCUCCAGGACGGAGAGAGACAUGAUGACAAUGAUCAUAGAUUCUUUUGAUCAUUGCAAGCUGAUGUUACCGCGAUUUCCCAACCGGCGAAGCCCUAAAUCCUCAGUCUACGAAACAAUCAAACGAACCUCAAUGACCCUCACUUGUGCCAUAUGCCACGGAUGGGGCAUAUACUUUUUUUGGGCUGAUGAAGGCCUCCCACAAGGGUCCAACUGGACGCUUGAAGUUGCGAUGAAAGCGAUUGACUACGCAUGGUCAUACUGUCGCCGCCUUGGGAAGCAGUUCCCUUCAGAGCUGUGGUUACAGGCAGACAACGCCUGCAAAGAGGUUCGUAACUCGUCUGUGGGCCAGCUGGCAUGCUUGCUAUGCCAAGCUCAAUUUUUCACAACGGUGACACAAGCUCAUUUACAAGUUGGUCACACGCAUGAAGACGUAGACGCAGCACUGGCUGUGGUGACCUCCGCUCUUAACGGAACUAGUGACAUUCAAACUCCUCGAGACCUUCAGAGGGCGAUAGAAGCUCGAGUUGCUCCACUCUUCCGGUCGUAUGGAAUGGAAUGUGUGGCAGAGAUUGUUGACACCGCGAGAGAUUGGAACCACUUGAUGCCUGGCUGCGUCUCUCUUUACAACGCGUACAAAGGGAGAAAACAGAAGCCAGGUGAAGAGCUAAAGAAAGUCCCACAAAUGUUUACUUUUCUGAGGCGAGAAGAUCUUCCUGGCGAUGGAUAUCAGCUGGCCACAGAGGAGACGGUUCCGAAGAGGCUCAGGGUGGCUGGGAACAGCAAAGACAUAUUCUGCUUAGUGAAAAUGAACAUGUCGGACACGGUUUUGUGCCAAGACCCUUUGUUGGUAUACCCUGCUGGUCUCCAAGCGUCAAGUGACCAUUUCUGGGACCGAAUUUCCCGGAACAUUCACCAUGCAGUGAUUCAACAGAAGUUGGAUGGGGAGCGUGCUGCAGAGCUUACCCGUCUUGCCAAGACUUUGAAAGCCGACUUCCCCCACUUUCACAGAACAUACCAGUACUAUGAGAUGUUGAUGGAUGAAAACCGUCCUAGGCAACCUCUUUCGAAGCUUUUGUUUAUUGCGGCUGGCCCACAUGCCCAGUCGAGGGUUGGCGGAGUGCAGCUUGGGCAACGCCCAGCGCCACCCAAGCCGCAUCACUUGAAGGUUGUCUCCCAAUGCAACUUGGGUGAGUAUGUGAACAAGGUCUUCUCGGACUUGGGCCUGUUUCAGCAGGUGGUGGACAAACUGAUCCUGGAACCGUACGACAACCCUUCUGACCGAAAACCAACCAUCACUUUGGUGCCAUCAAGUUCUCUCUCUGAAUUUUGGAUUGGCCUGAACUACUUUGACAUCACGCGUGGUGGCAAGAAUGGAUUCUACCCGCAGAACAGCCAGUUCGCCCUGCACUGGCGUGAGUUUUUGGGCGGCUACCGGUCCACAGAAUCUGUUGAAACGAAGUUCCCCUUUAGUGACAGCUCUCGUGCGCUCCGGGUGAACUCAAUUGGGUUCGUGGAUUGGCAAACCAAAGUGCUCAUCAUGGUGUCCAUUCUUGCCAUGUGCCAUGAAUUGGAAUGGACUGAUGAACAGCUCAGUGAUCCUGCAGUGGUGCACAUGUUGAAAAGCUUCAGGUGGGUGCGAUGUUCCUUUACCUACUUCUCAAACCCUGCUCACCACCACCUCCAUAGUUUGAAAGUGGGCCACAUCACCGCAGAGAAACAGUCGCCAUCGGCAAUCCAAUUCUAUGCUGAUUUGAAGGAGGCAAUUGCACUUGAGCGUAGACUUCAACAAGGUAGCAAACCCUUGAAAGACAUUCUGUCCAAGAUGGUUGCAGACUACAACCGCAUGGUCACUGUCCGCUCCCACCGGAUUGACACAAAUCGCCGGAAUAUGGCAUACAAUCUGCUCAGAGCACCUCCGGAAUUCCAUCAGGUUGUUCAUGCCCAUUAUGACGUGUACAAGCACAGUCAGUCAGGAAUCACAUUGGACAUCCUCGCCCUGGACUUUUGGGUCCCAGGCUCCUGUGCCAGAGCGGAUGCACCUCAGUACAAAGGCAAGGAGGUGUUCAGGGAGAUCCUGGAAGUGACUGAAGCUGUCAGCAUUUUGUAUGUGGAACGGGUGACCCAGGAUUUUUGCAAACGUGCCAGCAAAACCGCUACAUCAAGAGUGAAGAAGCAGAGCCAGCUGGAUGAAACUGGUCACCUGCAACUCUUUGACGUGGUGUGUUUGUGGCUUUGGUUGCAACCAAAGCUGCGCGCUGAGUUUCCGGGCAGCACAAUGCAACACCAUGACGAGCUCUUCAAGAAGGGGAUGUUGGACAAUGAUCUGAGCUCAGUGAUGCGUGCUGGUGAGCCGUUUGAUUGGAAGAGGAUUAACUUCGUGUUGGAGGUGCGUGGGCAAACGGUGGAAUCAUUCAUCAGCCAGUCGCAAGACCGGCAGCGCAACGCUAUGCAGAAGUCGGUGCAGGCAGCAUUCCGGGCAUGGCAGGAGCAGCUGGCCUCUGACCAAGUUAUCUUUGAGCAGCAGCAGAUCAUGCUGGAGAAGUCCAAUGCAAAGACCCGUGCUAAACUGGUGCGCCAACUGGAGGAGCAUCAUCACAAAGCAUGGAAGUGCGUCAAGGAGUACCUAUCCAGCACUCUCAGGCUUUUCCCAGGUAAAUCACCAGACGCUGUCAGCACCGUAAUGCCGGAGUUGAAUGGGUGGAUUGAAGAGACGCUGUCCGACAUCGCAGAGGUGCAAUCAGCGCUGGAUCACGGAGUGAUCUUAUGGGUCAAUUUGCCCAGUGUGGGUAUUUUGAGCGCUCACAGACUGGAUUGGGUCUUGACGUACUUGAGCAACACUUUGAACAAGUACAAGAAGAACGGGAUGGCAAUUGUGAUUCACGCAAACCGAGCGGGACAAGUUGGCGGGAAAGACCAAGAAGUCAAAAGUGAGGUGAAGGAUGAGGAUGAGAACACAGCGAAGAAGGAAGAGGACACUGAUGAUGAUGAUGAGGAUGAGGAUGCACCACUGGUCCAGGAUGCUGAUGUGCGCGAUGUACGCUAUCAGUUCGAGAAAAGCUUGAGUCUGAAAGAACGCAACCUUUUGGUACGCCCUCUGAGCUUCAUCUUUGACCCUGAAAGUGUGUAUGGAAAAAGGGAUGGUCUACUUCCUGCAUUGGCUGUGGUUAGCAAGGCGGACAAGAACAACCAGUUCGUUACCAGCAAAGCUUUCAAGAUGGGCUGCGUCCACGGCAUUCAAAUGCUGCCCAGGAACCAAAUGGUGAAGCAGAAUGCACCAUCUGAGCGCCCUCACCUGGGCCGUGCUAUGACAGACGUACAGGAGAUGCGGCAGGUGGCAGGUGGCACAGACUUGGUGCGGAAAGCUCUUUCUGCCCUAGCCCCACAAUCCAUGUCAACACUUGUGCUGGCUGAUGUCUUGGCGAAUGAUGGUUGGCCAGCGCUGGCAGCAUUGGAAGAAAACACUUCCGGAUCCCGCUUGGUUUGUGGCUCAGUGGCUUUGGACACUUCAACGGAUGAGCUCAGCAAACGCCUGGCAAACUCGGUCUAUGACAAGUGCAGGGCUGGAUCACUAUCUCUGCAAGGAUUUCCAUCCUUUGACCCGUUGGUGCAGGCACUGCGCAAUGGUGUUUCUGAGACAAACCGCGCUGAGUAUCAAGUUUGCGCGCCGGUUGGUGAUGGAAAGCUUGCUGUGUUGCAAUCCUAUGCGCAAAAGUUCUUGGACGACGAAAGCACCAGUCAAUCGGCAUCUGAUCUCAUCCAUGACCACAACAACAAGUUCAAUGUGGGCGGAGAGUUUCUGAGGGAAGAGCAAACUAGGAACCCGUCUGGUGGAACUCCUGCAGAAGAAGGGGUUGCCAUCAAAAAGAUCAAGGUUGAGACUGGGGACCAAUGUAGCGAGGCUGACAUCUCAGGCCUUCCCAAACCGUUGAAGAUCAACAUCAACAACACUGCGGAGCUUCUGACCUGUGGCGAUGGGAGCGCCAUUUACGUGACCAGCAAGGGCAAGAACGAUUUCGAAGCCAGCGAAGUGACAGCCUGUGCCGAUGGACGUUGGUUCGCUUUCUCUGCCUCCCUAGAUUUGGUUUGCAUCCUGGAGAAGAAAACCGUGCCUGAACACCUGAUGGAACUUAGUGCUUUGGAUCGCCCCGUAUUCUUGCGCAAAAUCCUGGCAGAACUUGAAGAUCAUGGAGAGGUUGGAAUGAGGAUUUCCCAUCACACCAUGACCGCAGAAGAUCCCAAUCCAAAGCCUGAAAAGGCUUUGGUUUUUGUCUUGGAUGAAGUCAAGGAUGAGCCUGAGGGGCAGGGGCAGGAUGGCAAAUCCAAAAAGCGUAAACGGAAGUCCGCUGGGUUUCAACCAACGGCCAAAAACUUUGGUUCACGGAUUUCGAUCAACAAAGUAAAGUCAGCUUCAAAGAUCGUGAUUGGAUGGCGUUGCAGGCUUGAAUCCAUUGAUGCGGGGAAGAAGAUCACCCCGAUCCGUCCAGUAGCCUGUUUGGCAGGCUCCUUGAGCGUGGAGGAUAUGAAUAUCCGCCUGAUGUAG